GCCGACGAAGAAAUACCCCCCMCCCCCCCCCCAAAAAAAAAGGGCGGGACUCGAAACGGCAGGUUGUCAUGUCGAGCCGCAAGCAUGAGGCCAGCCUUGCCAAGCGCCAUUUCGAAGUCCUUGGCCCCUCGGGUAAGGAUCCUUUGAAGGGGUCGAAGUGGUGGGUCUGCGAUCUGAAAUUUUUAGGCAAUCUCAGUCGCAUGGAGGAACAUUUCACGAAAGGGGUUUGCGCAGUUGAGAAAUCAACGAAAACGUUGACCGCAGAGGAAAUAUUGAGAAGGAAGGAAGGAUUACGGCAGGCAAGGAUAGACGCGGGCAUGCCGAGGGACGGUGCCAAUGCCCUACUUGUUGUCACCAGUUUGGUGGCUGCUUUUACGGGCGGGGGGUUGGCAAAAGGGGCUGGCGAUGCUUGUGGCAAAGCGGCGGGCGAUGCUUGUGAUGAAGGGGUGGGCGGCAGCGGGCCAGGUAUCACGGUGCAACUCACAAGUGCAUCUACUGCACCUGCUGCACGGAUGCGACAGAUGUUGUUGGAGGAGACCAACAGUGUUGUCACAAAGAACGAGGAGACAUCAAGAAGAGUAGACCGGUGGAUGACGUGCACGAACCAACCAUUCAACAUGGUUGAGAACGAGUUCUACCUCGACAUGGUCAACGCCAUACGAGAGGCCCACCCAUCGUGGAGACCGCACUCGAGAGAGGCGGCGCGCAAUGGCCGAUUGAACGGACAACACCAGAGGGCGGUCGAGGACGUGGGAAGGUUGGCGAAGGAGUGGGCUCGCAGUUGCUGUAUGGUGCAAGUAGAUGGGUGGUCUGACCGGCGGGGAAGACCGCACGUAAACGUCAUGGUGUCCUCUCCCAUCGGCACCGUCUUUUGGAAGUCAGUGUGCGUAGCCGGAAAGGACAAAGACGCUAGUGCGUACUACAAAAUACUAACGACUGCGAUUGAGGAGAUUGGCCCAAGAAGCGUGGUUGGGGUAAUCAUGGACAAUGCCCGAAUUUGUGUGAAGGCCGGGAAGUUGGUGGAGAAAAAAUACCUGUGGAUAUUCUGGGUGGGUUGCACGGCGCAUGCCCUUGACCUCGCAUUGGAGGACAUGGACAAGCGCAUUCCGUGGUUUGCGGAAACUGUGAAGAGGGGGAAUGUGCUGGGGAAGUUCAAAAAAGCAGCAGCAAAAACGAGAAAGAGGGACGACAUCAUCGACGAUGACGGCACGAAAGCAUGUUCGUCAUCUUCAAAUUCAUCAGAGGAAGAGGAUGAUGAAGAUCAUGAUCCCAUCGACGGAAAACCGCGGAGUGCUGAGGAGGGAACUGAGCACGAGGAGGAGGAGGAGGAAGACGAGGACGAGGAGGAAGGCGAGGAGGAAGACAAGGAGGAGGAGAAAGGCGGGGGGGAAGAGGAAGGGGAGGGGGAAGAGGAAGGGGUCGCAGAGGAAGAGGGUGAGACUUCUACACGGGGAGGUGCAGAGGAUUAGGAAACUUAGGCCGAGUUGAUGCUGCUGAUAGCAGUUGACUGCAAAGUUCGCAGUUUCGCAGUUUAUCUUCUGAUGUUUGGUUAAACUUGGAACAAAGUAAGAACUGUGAA
Messenger RNA from Chara braunii, 1579 nucleotides. The record is from the annotation of a GenBank genome assembly. NCBI's taxonomy places the organism in Eukaryota, Viridiplantae, Streptophyta, Charophyceae, Charales, Characeae.